Molecule: messenger RNA, 5930 nt
Organism: Rhinopithecus roxellana (golden snub-nosed monkey)
Lineage: Eukaryota; Metazoa; Chordata; Mammalia; Primates; Cercopithecidae
Gene: SUCO
Product: SUN domain containing ossification factor
Exons: 24
Coding region: 598-4362 (1254 amino acids)
Biological process (GO): protein folding in endoplasmic reticulum; regulation of bone remodeling
Cellular component (GO): membrane; cytoplasm
Source: RefSeq, a predicted model, not a curated record
CUUUUGAACGCUAGCCCGCAAGUGGGCGGGACCUGGGGCGGGCGGAGCAGCGACAGCGUCUGCUCCUGCGCUUUGUGGUCUCCUGCCUCCUGCUUCUCCGCCUGCGGCGUCGGAGGGGGCGUGGCCUGUGCGGAGGCUGGUGGGGGUGCGGGCGCCGCGGGACGUGGGUGACGCGUCGCUUUCCAGCUCAGCGGUGUGUGAGGUGUCGCGGCCCCGCCGGCGAUUGGCUGUUGAGAGGCGAGUACGCGGCGGCCGUUGGUCGCUGGCCUCACGGAGCAAGGCCCCGGGCGGGCGGGGAGGAUAUGGGGUGGCAGUGGCGGCGGCGGCGGCUUCAGGAGGCGGGCGUGGACGAGCCGGCGGCCGCGGCAGCUGUGGUACCCGGAGUCCUGUGAAGCGCCCCUGUCCGCGCGGCUGUGGGGCCCUCGGAGAGGGCUGCCAGGACGCGAGCCACUGAGGAGCCUCUCAGCCAGCGCCACAGCCUUUAGGAUUAUCGGUUCCAUCCUCGCGGUCCUGCUCCGGCUCCUCCAUCUUGGCCUCGGCGGUGGCGGCUGCCGGGAGGAUGUGCCGCCUUCUGGCAGGGGGAAGAAGGAGGAGAAGAUGAAGAAGCACCGGCGGGCCUUGGCCCUGGUCUCCUGCCUCUUUCUGUGCUCUCUGGUCUGGCUUCCCAGCUGGCGUGUGUGUUGUAAAGAGAGUUCUUCAGCUUCAGCGUCGUCAUAUUACUCUCAAGAUGACAACUGCGCGCUAGAAAAUGAAGAUGUACAAUUCCAGAAAAAGGAUGAAAGAGAGGGACCUAUCAAUGCCGAAUCAUUGGGAAAAUCAGGUUCAAAUUUACCUGUUUCUCCAGAAGAACAUAAAUUAAAAGAUGACUCUAUUGUGGAUGUACAAAAUACAGAGUCAAAAAAGUUAAGUCCACCGGUGGUGGAGACACUCCCUACGGUUGAUUUGCAUGAAGAGUCUUCCAAUGCAGUUGUGGACAGUGAAACUGUUGAAAAUAUUUCCAGCUCAUCUACCUCAGAAAUCACUCCAAUCUCAAAGCUUGAUGAAAUAGAAAAAUCUGGUACUAUUCCUGUAGCCAAACCAAGUGAAACCGAACAGUCUGAAACUGAUUGUGAUGUUGGGGAGGCCCUUGAUGCUAGUGCUCCAACUGAACAACCUUCCUUUGUCAGUCCACCUGACAGCCUUGUUGGCCAGCAUAUAGAAAAUGUAUCAUCUUCACAUGGUAAAGGAAAGAUAACAAAAUCAGAAUUUGAAUCAAAAGUUUCAGCAAGUGAACAGGAUGGUGGUGAUCCAAAAUCUGCAUUGAAUGCUUCAGAUAAUGUAAAAAAUGAGAGCUCUGAUUAUACAAAACCAGGAGACAUUGACCCUACAUCUGUAACAAGUCCCAAAGAUCCAGAAGAUAUACCAACAUUUGAUGAAUGGAAGAAGAAAGUUAUGGAAGUAGAAAAAGAAAAAAGUCAGUCAAUGCAUCCAUCUUCUAAUGGAGGUUCACAUGCCCCCAAAAAGGUCCAGAAAAAUCGAAAUAAUUAUGCCUCAGUAGAAUGUGGUGCCAAAAUUCUAGCAGCUAAUCCAGAAGCCAAGAGCACAUCUGCUAUUCUUAUAGAAAAUAUGGAUCUUUAUAUGUUGAAUCCUUGCAGCACUAAAAUUUGGUUUGUUAUUGAACUUUGUGAACCAAUUCAAGUAAAGCAGCUUGAUAUUGCAAAUUAUGAAUUAUUUUCUUCUACUCCUAAAGAUUUUCUGGUUUCUAUCAGUGACAGAUAUCCAACAAAUAAGUGGAUUAAGCUGGGUACUUUUCAUGGUAGAGAUGAGCGGAAUGUACAGAGUUUCCCUUUAGAUGAGCAGAUGUAUGCAAAAUAUGUCAAGAUGUUCAUCAAGUACAUAAAGGUUGAGUUGGUAUCACAUUUUGGAUCAGAGCACUUUUGUCCAUUAAGCCUUAUAAGGGUAUUUGGCACUAGCAUGGUGGAAGAAUAUGAAGAAAUUGCUGAUUCCCAGUAUCACUCAGAACGCCAGGAACUAUUUGAUGAGGACUAUGAUUAUCCACUGGAUUAUAAUACUGGAGAGGAUAAAUCCUCAAAAAAUCUUCUUGGUUCUGCUACAAAUGCCAUUCUAAAUAUGGUGAAUAUUGCUGCUAAUAUUCUGGGAGCAAAAACUGAAGACCUGACAGAAGGAAAUAAAAGUAUAUCUGAGAAUGCCACUGCCACAGCUGCACCUAAAAUGCCUGAAUCAACUCCUGUUUCAACUCCUGUUCCAUCUCCUGAGUAUGUAACCACUGAAGUACACACACAUGACAUGGAGCUGUCAACACCAGAUACUCCAAAAGAGAGUCCCAUUGUACAAUUAGUUCAAGAGGAGGAAGAGGAGGCAAGUCCAUCCACAGUGACCCUUCUGGGCAGCGGUGAACAGGAAGAUGAGUCAUCACCCUGGUUUGAGUCAGAGACACAAAUAUUUUGCAGUGAACUGACCACAAUUUGUUGUAUUUCUAGUUUUUCGGAAUAUAUAUAUAAAUGGUGUUCAGUUAGAGUUGCUCUUUAUUGGCAGCGCAGCAGAACUGCUUUGAGUAAAGGAAAAGAUUAUCUUGUGUCAGCUCAACCACCCUUACUACUUCCUGCAGAAUCAGGAGAUAUUUCAGUAUUGCAACCUCUGAGUGGAGAAUUGGAAAAUAAGAAUAUAGAAAGGGAAGCUGAAACUGUUGUUCUUGGUGAUUUAAGUAGUAGUAUGCACCAAGAUGACUUGGUGAAUCACACUGUAGACGCAGUUGAACUUGAACCAAGCCAUUCUCAAACUCUUUCUCAGUCUCUUCUUUUAGAUAUUACCCCAGAAAUCAAUCCUUUGCCUAAAAUAGAAGUAUCUGAAUCUGUUGAAUAUGAGGCAGGACAUAUACCAUCACAAGUGAUUCCCCAAGAUAGUUCUGUUGAGAUUGAUAAUGAAGCAGAACAGAAGUCUGAGAGCUUUAGUUCUAUAGAGAAGCCAUCUGUUACCUAUGAAACAAAUAAAGUUAAUGAGGUAAUGGAUAAUAUUAUAAAAGAAGAUGUGAACUCCAUGCAAAUUUUCACAAAACUGUCUGAAACAAUAGUGCCACCAAUAAAUACAGCCACUGUACCCGACAAUGAAGAUGGGGAAGCCAAAAUGCAUGUAGCUGACACAGCAAAGCAAACUUUGAUUUCUGUUGUGGAUUCUUCUUCAUUACCUGAAGUAAAAGAAGAAGAACAGUCUCCAGAAGAUGCCCUUUUGAGAGGGUUACAGAGGACAGCUACAGAUUUUUAUGCUGAAUUGCAAAAUUCGACAGAUCUAGGAUAUGCUAAUGGAAAUCUUGUACAUGGAUCAAACCAAAAGGAGUCAGUAUUUAUGAGACUUAAUAAUCGUAUUAAAGCCUUAGAAGUUAACAUGUCUCUCAGUGGUCGCUAUCUGGAGGAGCUUAGCCAAAGGUACCGAAAACAAAUGGAAGAAAUGCAAAAGGCUUUCAAUAAAACAAUUGUAAAACUUCAGAAUACUUCAAGAAUAGCAGAGGAGCAGGAUCAGCGGCAAACUGAAGCCAUCCAGUUGCUACAGGCACAGCUGACCAACAUGACACAGCUUGUUUCAAAUUUAUCAGCAACAGUAGCAGAAUUGAAACGGGAGGUUUCAGAUCGACAAAGCUAUCUUGUCAUAUCUUUGGUUCUUUGUGUUGUCUUGGGACUGAUGCUUUGUAUGCAGCGUUGUCGAAACACUUCUCAAUUUGAUGGAGAUUAUAUUUCAAAACUUCCUAAAAGUAAUCAGUAUCCAAGCCCUAAAAGGUGUUUCUCUUCCUACGAUGACAUGAAUUUGAAAAGAAGAACUUCAUUCCCACUCAUGAGAUCCAAGUCUCUACAGUUAACUGGCAAAGAAGUAGACCCAAAUGAUUUGUACAUUGUAGAACCCCUCAAGUUUUCUCCAGAAAAGAAGAAGAAGCGCUGCAAGUACAAAAUUGAAAAAAUUGAGACCAUAAAGCCUGCAGAACCAUUGCACCCCAUAGCCAAUGGAGACAUAAAAGGAAGAAAGCCCUUUACGAACCAGAGAGAUUUUUCUAAUAUGGGAGAAGUUUAUCACUCUUCUUAUAAAGGUCCUCCAUCUGAAGGAAGCUCAGAAACUUCAUCACAGUCAGAAGAGUCCUAUUUUUGUGGCAUUUCAGCUUGCACAAGUCUGUGCAAUGGACAGUCUCAAAAGACAAAAACUGAGAAGAGGGCUUUAAAACGAAGGCGAUCUAAAGUUCAAGACCAAGGAAAACUGAUAAAAACUCUAAUACAGACUAAGUCGGGAUCAUUGCCGAGCCUGCAUGACAUAAUCAAAGGAAACAAAGAGAUCACCGUGGGAACAUUUGGUGUUACAGCAGUCUCGGGACAUAUCUAAAAUGAAUUGAACUUUUCAUACUGAAGACUUUUUUGUUUUCUUUGAAGAACAGUCUGUGGUAUUUGAAGGGUUUGGGGAGGGAGAAAAUAUUAAUGGGAAAGGCAUUCAGAAAUUAUGGUUUCUGACUUUUUAAAAAGUAGAUGGGAUUGUGUCAAUCUUGGUUAAUGAGCUACAGUUUUACAAAACUGAUCACUUCCUAUAAGGACAAUGGUAGACAUUUUAUAAAGAUGUUUUUUCACAAGAUUAAUUACUGGGACAAAAGUAAUUUGGAAGCCCAGUUCCUUAGGUGGGAUAGGAAUGAAAGCCUAAACCUCUUCCUUUAGCUUUGUUCCUAUUUCUUGCACCUUCCCAUAUUUAUGUGCCUUUUGUCUAUUUAUAAUGCCACUGGAAGAGGAGGGAGAACUUUUUCUGUUAUUUGAUUUCUUUUAUAACUUUGUUAGGUUUUUGAAGCUACAAACACUACAAGGCUUUGAGGGGGUCUGUGCCUGAAGCUCAGCAUUGUGAGUCAGACAGUCUAAAGAUCCUAAAGACUUGCCAACUGGAUCUUUGUUUAGCAAACUCACUGGAAAUGAACACUUACUGGAAUUUUUAAGUCUGUUCUUUCAGGUAGAUGGUGAUGCUCUUGUUAUUUUCACUUAUUCAGACUGGAUUACUUCUUACUUAGUUUCUAACUCAAUGAGGAAAAACAAACCCUACAGGAUCUUUUUUUGCAAACAACUGAUAUAUGCAAACAAAUUUUUGACAAAUUCACCUUUUAAACACAACCAUUUGUGAAGGUUUUCUUUAGCUUACAUUUUAAACAUACACAAUAAACACUAAUCCUCCAAACUUUCACUGUUUUUAUUAGUACGAAUAUAAAAUUUGAAGGUUUGGCCAAUUAGUACAAGUAUCAUGAUAUAAUCACUGCCUGCGUACAUAUGCACAGAUCCAGUUAGUGAGUUUGUCAAGCUUCAUCUAAUUGGUUAACUCUAAAGGGAUUAUUAUUCCUUGAUGUUUGCUUUGUAUUGGCUACAAAUGUGCAGAGGUAAUACAUACGUGAUGUCAGUGUGUCUGUCUUUUUUUUUUUGUCUUUAAAAAAACAAUUGGCAGCAACUCUAUUUGAAUACAAUGAUUUCUUAGUGUGGUUGUACAGUAAUGAAUGAAAGUGGAACAUGUUUCUUUUUGAAAGGGAGAGAAUUGACCAUUUUGUGUUGUGAUGUUUAAGUUAUAACUUAUUGAGCACUUUUAGUAAUAACUGUUUUUAAACUUGUCUAAUACCUUUCUUGGGUAUUGUUUGUAAUGUGACUUAUUUAAAGCCUUUUUUGUUUGUUUAAGUUGCUGCUUUAGGUUAACAGCGUGUUUUAGAAGAUUUAAAUUCUUUUCCGUCUGCACAAUUAGCCAUUCAGAGCAAGAGGGCCUGAUUUUAUAGAAGCCCCUUGAAAAGAGGUCCAGAUGAGAGCAGAGGUAGAGUGAGAAAUUAUGUGGUCUGUGUGUUGUGGAAAGAAAAUUUUCAAUAUGUAACUACAGAGCUGUAGUGCCAUUAGAAACUGUGAAUUUCCAAAUAAAUCUGAACACUUGUCUUUAUUAAA